This is a messenger RNA of Strigops habroptila (Kakapo), 1807 nucleotides long. RefSeq names its product zinc finger MYND-type containing 10 (gene ZMYND10). NCBI's taxonomy places the organism in Eukaryota, Metazoa, Chordata, Aves, Psittaciformes, Psittacidae. The record is from RefSeq and is a predicted model, not a curated record. Gene Ontology annotation, cellular component: cytoplasm; centriolar satellite. The coding region runs from base 20 to 1594 and encodes 524 amino acids. Gene Ontology annotation, biological process: motile cilium assembly; inner dynein arm assembly; outer dynein arm assembly. The transcript has 12 exons.
AUGAGUUACAAGGAGCUGGAUGAGCGCCUGGAGAACGACCCCAACAUCAUCGUGUGCUGGAAGUGACGGCGGGGACGUGCCCCCCGCCCGCCCCCCGUGUCUGCCCCCGGUGCCCCCCCGCCGGCCGCCGUCUCUCCUCCGCGCCGCCAGGGGGCGGCAGAGGCUCCUCCGCGCGGCCACUAGGGGGUUGUCGGGGGCGCCGCCGGCGCUUUCCCGUUGCCAUAGCGACGACGACGCCGCCAUGGCCGCCCCGGGGCCGGCGCCGCUGCUGCCCGCCGAGGCCGAGGCGCUGGUGCGGGCGCUGCGGGGCAUCGAGCUGCGGGACAUCGGCGGGCAGCGAUGGCUCCGGCAGCACGAGUGCGUGGAGAAGCUCAACAUGCACGCCAUCCUGAGCACCUUCGCGGGCCAGGAGCAGCUCCUCACCGAGCUGCUGGUCACCUACGCCAAGAUUCCUGUUCUCAUUGCUGAGCUGAUCUCUGUGGAGAUCUGGAAGCACAAGGUCUUCCCUGUGCUGUGCCGGCUGGAGGACUUCAAGCCGAGAAGCACCUUCCCCAUCUACAUGGUGCUGCAUCAUGAAGCCUCCAUCAUUAACCUCUUGGAGACAGUGUUCUUUUACAAGGAGGUCUGCGAGUCAGCAGAGGACAGCAUUCUGGAUUUGAUUGAUUAUUGCCACCGAAAACUGGCACUGCUCGCAGCUCGAAACACCAAGGGACAGACAGUGACCCCGGCGGAGCUUCGUCCUGAGGAUCUGGCCAGCCCCUCGUCCAUGCAGGAGCUGCAGAAGCAGGCGGAGGCGAUGGAGUUUGAGAUCGCCCUGAAAUCCCUGACCGUGCUGCGGUACAUCACCGACCAGGUGGAGAGCCUGCCCCUGAGCGCGCUGACACGGAUGCUGAGCACCCACAACCUGCCCUGCCUCCUUGUUGAGCUGGUGGAGCACUGCCCCUGGAGCUGCUGGGAAGCAGGCAAGCUCAAGAAGUUUGAGAAUGGCACAUGGCACGAGGUGCCCCCUGAAGACCAGGUGAAGAUGACCAAGCUGGAUGGGCAGGUGUGGCUUGCCCUCCUCAACCUCCUGCUCAGCCCCGAGUGCCAGCGCAAAUACCACUUUGAUGGCUUCAACAGGAGCCAGCUCCUUAAGCUCCGUGUGUUCCUGACAGAUGUCCUUGUUGACCAGCUGCCCAACCUGGUGGAGAUGCAGAGAUUUCUGAGCCACCUCGCAGUGACAGAGCCAGCUCCCCCCAAAAAGGAUCUCGUCCUGGAGCAGGUUCCCGUCAUCUGGGACCACAUCCUCAAGAAAAACGCAGGCAAGUGGGAGGCCAUCACCAAGCACCAGGUGAAGCACGUCUUCAGCCCCACCGAGGAGGAGCUGAAGCUCCAGGCUCGCAGGUGGGCAGAGACCUACAGCCUGGACAUGAUGGAGGCUCUGGCCCCCGACAAGCCCCGCUGCAGGGUGUGUGGCACAGAGGCGGCCAAGCGGUGCUCUCGCUGCCGGAACGAGUGGUACUGCUCACGGGCGUGCCAGGUCCAGCACUGGCAGAAGCACAAGAUUGCCUGCAACCUGAUGGCCGGGGCACCAAAGAGCACAGAUGACCUGUAAGAGCAGCAGUGACUGGCAUGUGGCCUGCAGCUCGGCCAGGCAGAGGUUCCCCCUCUGUGUGCAGCCCAGUGACCAGAGCAGAGAAGCCAAAGAGGCUCCUCCUGCCUGCUCCCAGCCCCAGGCAGCACUGCCCCGGCUCAGCCUCUCCUCUCCUGCCACCCCUCACAUAGCCUUCUCCAAUAAACCUCCUUGUGCACCACGCCGCUGCUUGGC